AUGGGGCGCUUCCAGAUCCUACAGACUGCACUGCUGUUGAUUCCUGGGAUGCUAUUUAGUUGUCACGUUUUAAUACAGAACUUCAUUGCAGUGGUACCAGAGCAUCACUGUCGGCUCCAGAACCAGACAAGUGCCAAGUCUCCUUUCCUGGGAGAUGGCAGGGACAGGGACCUGCUGCAAGUAUCUAUUCCCAUGGAUAAGAGUGGGAAGCCAGAGACAUGUCUGAGGUUCACUGAGCCUCAGUGGCAGUUCCUGAAUCCAAAUGGCACAGAGCAGGCAAGUCUGGACACUGAGGACUGCCUGGAUGGAUGGGUCUAUGACAAGAGUGUCUUCUCUUCGUCCAUUGUUAUCGAGUGGGAUCUGGUGUGUGAACGGAAGUCACUGCCAUCAAUUGCUCAGGCAAUAUAUGUAGGAGGACAGCAGGCAGGAAGUGUUGUUUUUGGGAUACUCUCUGACAGGUUUGGGAGGAGGACAGUGCUGCUGUGGUCCUCUCUGAUGGCCAUGAUUGCUGGUGCCUGUGCAGCCUUUGUGCCCACCUUUGCUGGCUAUGUCUUAUUCAGAUUCCUCACUGGUGCUGGGUUAAUUGGCAUCAUCCUCACCAGAAACUGCUUGACUUUAGAGUGGACACCUCCUGAGAAACGGAUCCUUGUGACCACUUGUAAUGCAUAUGCCUUCCCUUUGGGAGCAAUUCUACUGUCUGGAUGGGCCUACCUGGUCCGAGAAUGGCGCUGGCUGCAGUUUUCCACUUCAGUCUCAUUUGGGAUCAGUCUUCUUUUGGCCCUGUAUGUGGACAGGACAGCAAAUGCAUUAUCCAGUCAGGCCCUCCCAGAAUCUGCUCGUUGGCUAAUCACCCACAACAAUCUCCAGGCUGCUGUGAAGACCCUUCAGAAGGUGGCAUGGAUAAAUGGCCAGAAGGAACAGGGGAGCAACCUCACUCCAGAAGUAGUAAUGUCGCACAUUCAGGAGGACCUUACAACUGUGAAGCCUAAGUAUUCUCUCAGAGACCUUUUCCAGACCCCAGGCAUGUGCAAGAUGACUUUGUGUGUCAUGUUUGGGUGGUUUGCUUGUGGAUUCUCCUUUUAUGGAAUGAAUUUGGACUUGCAGAAAUAUGGGUUCAGCAUUUACUUGGUCCAAGUGCUAUUUGCACUCAUAGAUUUCCCAACAAGGUUGCUUGGAGCUACUAGCAUGUCUCAUUUGGGAAACCGCUUCACCUUCAUCUUCUGUGCAGUUUUCUCUGGAUGCAUGAUCAUCCUUGGCAUAUUUGUGCCUCAAGAUAUGGCUGCCCUUAGGUUGACACUCGGUGUCCUUGGAAAAGGAAGCUUGGGCACUACGUUUUUUUGUGUUCACCUCUACACAUUUGAACUCUACCCAACUGAAAUCAGGCAGAGGGGAAUGAGUGUUGGGAUGUUCAGUGGACGCAUUGGUGCACUGAUGACCACCCUUGUUUUCAUCAUUGGCAGCCAUAGUCCCAUUCUGCAGCCUCUGUUUUUUGGAAUAGUGCCCAUCCUUUCUGCCAUUGGCGUCUUCUUCCUCACUGAGACUCAUGGCCUCCCAUUGCUGGAGACCAUCCAAGAGACAGAAAACAGGAUGAAGAGAGCACAGUCUCUCACAGGAAAUGCCAGUGAAGAUGUACAGGAGAGACCAGCCUUGCUUAUUCCUGAAAUGCCAGAAGCUGAGAGCACAGUUUAA
Trichosurus vulpecula (common brushtail) is the source of this 1689-nucleotide messenger RNA. Its product is annotated as solute carrier family 22 member 20-like. The transcript has 10 exons. The record is from RefSeq and is a predicted model, not a curated record. Gene Ontology annotation, molecular function: transmembrane transporter activity. Gene Ontology annotation, biological process: transmembrane transport. NCBI's taxonomy places the organism in Eukaryota, Metazoa, Chordata, Mammalia, Diprotodontia, Phalangeridae. Gene Ontology annotation, cellular component: membrane. Bases 1 to 1689 code for a protein of 562 amino acids.